UUCCGGAGCGGAUCGCAACCCGGAGUCCGGAUCCGAGCCCGCCCGGCGCAUUCCACAGGCAGGGAAGGCUGCACACGGACGGGCUCAGCAGCUGUCGUCCCGAGGCCGUGGCCAGAGCCGCCCUCACCAGGCUGUCGCCCGCAGGUGUCACCAUGGCCGAGGACGUCAGCGAGGAGAUCAUGUUCAUCUGGUGCGAGGACUGCGCCCAGUACCACGACUCAGAGUGUCCUGAGCUGGGCCCGGUGGUCAUGGUCAAGGACUCCUUCGUGCUGAGCAGGGCCAGGUCGUCCCUCCCGUCCAACCUGGAGAUCAGGCGCCUGGAGGAUGGGGCUGAGGGGGUGUUUGCCGUGACCCAGCUGGUCAAGCGCACGCAGUUCGGCCCGUUUGAGUCCAGGAGAGUCGCCAAGUGGGAGAAGGAGUCGGCGUUCCCCCUGAAGGUGUUCCAGAAGGAUGGGCACCCCGUGUGCUUCGACACCUCCAACGAGGACGACUGCAACUGGAUGAUGCUGGUGCGGCCGGCGCUGGCGCCCGAGCAGCAGAACCUGACGGCCUACCAGCACGGCAGCGACGUGUACUUCACCACCUCGCGGGACAUCCCGCCGGGCUCCGAGCUGCGCGUGUGGUAUGCAGCCUUCUACGCCAAGAAGAUGGACAAGCCCAUGCUGAAGCAGGCCUGCCCUGGGGGCCACGCCGCUGGCACCCCAGAAAGCAGCGCCCCGGUGGACUCAGAGCCCAGCCAGUGGGCGUGCAAAGUGUGUUCUGCCACCUUCGUCGAGCUGCAGCUCCUGAACGAGCAUUUGCUGGGUCACUUGGAACAAGCCAAAAACCUCCCUCCGGCCGGCCAGCACGAUGCAGCCCCUGAGAAGGAGCCAGAUGUGCCCCGGGCGGAGCCUCCCGCCACCCCCAAGAGCGUAGGUGCCACCAAAGAGCAGAAGAAGAAGCCUCGAAGGGGGAGAAAACCCAAAGUCUCAAAACCUGAGCAACCUCUAGUCAUCUUUGAAGGCAAAGAGCCCGCAGAGCAAGUGGCAGAGAUCACCGCCGAGGUCCCGCCGGACGAGCCUGUGGCCGCGGCCCCAGAUGAGCGUAUCAUGGAGCUGGUCUUGGGGAAGCUGGCCAGCAGCGCCGGCGACGCCAGCCCAGUGCCGAAGUUCCCGCAUCACCCGAGCAGCGCCCUCACCCUCAAGAGGAGCCUGCUUCUCUCCAGCCGGCACGGCAUGCGGCGGAAGCUGGCCCGGCAGCUGGGGGAGCACCGGCGGGUGUACCAGUGCAGCGUCUGCAGCAAGGUCUUCCAGAACAGCAGCAACCUCAGCCGGCACGUGCGCUCGCACGGAGACAAGCUGUUUAAGUGCGAGGAGUGUGCGAAGCUGUUCAGCCGCAAGGAGAGCCUGAAGCAGCACGUCUCCUACAAGCACAGCAGGAACGAGGUGGACGGCGAGUACAGGUACCGCUGUGGCACCUGCGAAAAGACCUUCCGCAUCGAGAGCGCGCUGGAGUUCCACAACUGCAGGACAGAUGACAAGACCUUCCAGUGUGAGAUGUGCUUCAGGUUCUUCUCCACCAACAGCAACCUGUCCAAGCACAAGAAGAAGCACGGCGACAAGAAGUUCGCGUGCGAGGUCUGCAGCAAGAUGUUCUACCGCAAGGACGUCAUGCUGGACCACCAGCGGCGGCACCUGGAGGGAGUGCGGCGGGUGAAGCGGGAGGACCUGGAGAGCAGUGGCGAGAGCCUGGUGCGCUACAAGAAGGAGCCCUCGGGCUGCCCCGUGUGCGGCAAGGUGUUCUCCUGCCGGAGCAACAUGAACAAGCACCUGCUGACCCACGGCGACAAGAAGUAUACCUGCGAGAUCUGCGGCCGCAAGUUCUUCCGCGUGGACGUGCUCAGGGACCACAUCCAUGUCCACUUCAAGGACAUCGCGCUGAUGGACGACCACCAGCGGGAGGAGUUCAUCGGCAAGAUCGGCAUCUCCUCCGAGGAGAACGACGACAACUCUGACGAGAGCGCGGACUCGGAGCCGCACAAGUACAGCUGCAAAAGGUGCCAGCUCACCUUCGGCCGGGGCAAGGAGUACCUGAAGCACAUCAUGGAGGUGCACAAGGAGAAGGGCCACGGCUGCAGCAUCUGCCACCGGCGCUUUGCACUCAAGGCCACCUACCACGCCCACAUGGUCAUCCACCGCGAGAACCUGCCCGACCCCAACGUGCAGAAGUACAUCCACCCCUGCGAGAUCUGCGGGCGCAUCUUCAACAGCAUCGGGAACUUGGAGCGGCACAAGCUCAUCCACACAGGGGUGAAGAGCCACGCCUGCGAGCAGUGCGGGAAGUCCUUCGCCCGCAAGGACAUGCUGAAGGAGCACAUGCGCGUGCACGACAACGUCCGGGAGUACCUGUGCGCCGAGUGCGGGAAAGGCAUGAAGACCAAGCACGCGCUGCGCCACCACAUGAAGCUGCACAAGGGCAUCAAGGAGUACGAGUGCAGGGAGUGCCACCGCAGGUUCGCCCAGAAGGUCAACAUGCUCAAGCACUAUAAGCGGCACACGGGGAUCAAGGACUUCAUGUGCGAGCUGUGCGGGAAGACCUUCAGCGAGAGGAACACGAUGGAGACGCACAAGCUCAUCCACACUGUGGGCAAGCAGUGGACGUGCUCCGUGUGCGACAAGAAGUACGUGACCGAGUACAUGCUGCAAAAGCACGUGCAGCUGACCCACGACAAAGUGGAGGCGCAGAGCUGCCAGCUGUGCGGGACCAAGGUGUCCACCAGGGCCUCCAUGAGCCGGCACAUGCGGCGCAAGCACCCCGAGGUGCUGGCUGUGAGGAUCGACGACCUGGACCACCUCCCUGAGACCACCACCAUCGACGCCUCCUCCAUCGGCAUCGUGCAGCCUGAGCUGGGCCUGGAGCCGGAGGAGCUGGGCGAGGGGAAGCACGCCAAGGCUGCCCGCAGGCCGCACAAGCGGAAGCAGAAGCCGGAGGAGGCGGCAGCGCCAGGGCCCGAGGAUGCCGCCUUCAGCGAGUUCCCGGAGAAGGAGCCCCCCUUCGCGGGCGGCGUGGGGGACGAGACGGACUCCGCGGUGCAGAGCAUCCAGCAGGUGGUGGUGACUCUGGGCGACCCGAGCGUGACCACUCCCUCCAGCUCGGUCGGCCUGACCAACAUCACCGUGACCCCCAUCACCACUGCGGCCGGGACUCAGUUUACCAACCUGCAGCCGGUGGCCGUUGGGCACCUCACCACCCCGGAACGCCAACUGCAGCUGGACAACUCGAUCCUGACCGUGACCUUUGACACCGUCAGCGGCUCUGCCAUGCUGCACAACCGCCAAAACGACAUCCAGCUGCACCCCCAACCCGAAGCCUCCAACCCCCAGUCCGUGGCCCACUUCAUCAACCUGACCACGCUGGUCAACUCCAUCACGCCCCUGGGGAACCAGCUCAGCGGCGAGCCGGCGCCGCUCACGUGGCGGGCGGUGCCCCAGACGGACGUGCUGCAGCCCCCGCCGCCGCAGGCGCCCCCGCCCCCGCCCGCGCAGCCCCAGGUGCCAGCCGAGCAGCAGCAGCAGCAGAUGUACAGCUACUGAGCGCCCCGCACGACCUCAGACACCCUGCGGGAGAGCCAUUUUGUCUGUGGUUGUUAGGUUGGUCCGCUGGAUACCAAACAAAGGGGGAGAGACCGUCCAGGGCGACAUCAGCCUCACUCGGCCUGGGCAGGAUUGUCUCCAAAUCGCCCAGACGCGUCCGCCUGUCGGCUGGACCCGAGAGGCCAGGAGCGGCCCCACGCUUGCCUGCCUCCUGGACCGUGGCGCCCACCUCCCCUCGGGGGCUUAGGUAGACGUGGGGUUUGGGGACGUGAAGCAGAAAGAGAAGCAGGAGCCGCAGAGGCAGUGAUAGGUUUUUAGAAACACUCGUGGCCCGUUUUAUUUUUCCCCGGGAGAACCCGGUGGUCACGUGAGGUCGCGGCCGCCUCUGGGCCCCAGGCUGCAGCGAGGCGGGGCUCCUGGCUCCUGGCUGCGUUUCUGUUUUUUUUUUUUUUCCUUUUUAUCCCCCCCUGCGGAUUUGCAGAGAAGCUAAAGUUCCAUGUUCUCUUCCCUGACAUUUGUGUGGAGUCCAAAGUGUUACCGGCUCUGGACUGAGAAGGUGACCCUGAGCAGACGCCGCUCCUCCGGCCUCGGGGUCAUGGCAGGCCGGGGUCCCGGGGGCCGCGGCGCAGGCAGAGGCCUCUGCACAACAGCCUGUGAGUCGGUCUCCAGUCUCGGGUUUUCCUCGCUGCCUGAUUUCAAGCAGAUGUCGCGUGUCGUGCCGCGUCUGUGUUCCCCUCGAACUUGCUGAAGUCGUUUGCACUGUAGGGCCCGGCCGCGGCCUCCCAGAGGCGGGGCCUCGCGGGGGCGCCGGCCGAGCGUGCUCAGGGUCGUCUGCCAUCCAGAUGUAUUUAUUGUGUGGGGCUCGGCCGGCGUCCCCCGAGCUGGACAGCAGGCCAGAAACCCAUGCUUGCUUCUGUUUAAACUCUGCUUCCAAAGGUGGUUGUAUCUCGAGACCAGUUUUCUAUAAAGAUGGCGCGUGAGCUUGGCCCCUGCCAUGCCAGGAUGCUGCAGGUUUUUCUGA
Talpa occidentalis (Iberian mole) is the source of this 4593-nucleotide messenger RNA. RefSeq names its product PR/SET domain 15 (gene PRDM15). The record is from RefSeq and is a predicted model, not a curated record. Gene Ontology annotation, biological process: regulation of transcription by RNA polymerase II; cell fate commitment. The transcript is spliced from 24 exons. Gene Ontology annotation, molecular function: histone deacetylase binding; DNA-binding transcription factor activity; RNA polymerase II cis-regulatory region sequence-specific DNA binding. Gene Ontology annotation, cellular component: cytoplasm; nucleus. Lineage: Eukaryota; Metazoa; Chordata; Mammalia; Eulipotyphla; Talpidae. The coding region runs from base 153 to 3572 and encodes 1139 amino acids.